AUCAACUAUGGCGUCCCUCUCGUAGUGAUGGAGCCGCGUCGUUGUCAUCAAAACACAGCUGUAGUUUAAAGUCAUUCAUUUGCCCAUUGGACAUAUUUUGAACUAACGAUGCAGAAGAUCAAGUCUCUGAUGGCCCGGCAGGGUCUGAAAAGCCCCCAAGAGAGCAUGGCAGACCUCAGUCCUGUGGAGAACCUGAGGAUCCCGAGCAAGGAGGAGCUGCGGGAGAUGAGGGAGCAGCCCAUUGACCCUCAGGCGGAGCAGGAGAUUAUCGACAGCAUCGAGGAAGUCUACUUCUCCAACGACUCCUUCGACAUGGUGCAGCAUGAACUGGAGAAACUCCCACCUGAGCUGAACCUGCAGGAGCUGGAGGAGUACAGAGACAAGCUGAAGAAACAGCAGGCAGCUGUUUCUAAAAAGGUCGCCGAUCUCAUUCUGGAGAAACAGCCUGCUUAUGUCAAGGAACUGGAGAGAGUGACGGCGUUGCAGACAAACCUGCAGCUGGCAGCUGUCAUUUGCACUAAUGCGAGGAGGCAACUGAGCGUGUCAAAGGAAGGAUUCACAGAGGCCAGCCUGGGCCUAUUGGCCAAUCAGAGAAGACGACAAUUGCUGACAAGCCUGCUCAAGUCGCUGAGGACCAUCAAGACGCUGCAAAGAACAGAUGUAAGACUGAGCGAGAUGCUUGAGGAGGAAGACUAUCCAGGUGCUAUCCAGCUCUGUCUGGAAUGCCAGAAGGCUGCCAGUACCUUCAAACACUACAGCUGCAUCAGCGAAUUGAAUUCCAAACUACAAGACACUUUGGAGCAAAUAGAGGAGCAGCUUGAUGUCGCCCUGUCGAAGACUUGCAAGCACUUUGAUGUUGCGCACUACACCAAGGUCCAGCUGGCCUAUACACUCCUGGGCAAGACACAGACCGCCAUGGACCAGCUACACAUGCACUUCACCCAGGCCAUCCACAACACUGUGUUCCAAGUGGUGUUGGGAUAUGUGGAGUUGUGUGCCGGCAACGCUGAUACCAAGUUCCAGAAAAUGCAGUACAAGGACCUGUGCACGCAUAUCACCCCAGACAGCUACAUUCCCUGCCUGACAGACCUAUGCAAGGCAUUGUGGGAGGUGAUGCUGAGCUACCACCGCACCAUGCAGUGGCACGAAGAGCAUGACAAAUUGGAGACCACACCCACCCCAGAUGGUGCGGCAGCAGCAGAAUCUGACGAGUUGGUGGUGGACCGCAGCUAUGUGAAGAAGAAGCUGGAGCAUGGACUGACCCGGAUCUGGCAGGAUGUCCAGUUGAAAGUGAAGGCCUACAUCCUGGGGACAGACAUGUCUAACUUCAAGUACGACGAUUUCAUAGUGGUGCUGGAUGUCAUCAGCAGGUUGAUGCAGGUGGGCGAGGAGUUCUGUGGCAGUAAGUCGGAGGUCCUGCAAGAGUCUAUCAAACGCCAGAGUGUCAAUUACUUUAAGAACUAUCACAGGGCACGACUGGAAGAGCUGAGAAUGUUUCUGGAAAAUGAGACGUGGGAACUUUGUCCAGUCAAGUCCAACUUUAACAUCGCUCAGCUCCAUGAGUUUAAGUUCAUGGGGCAGUGCCGCUCCCCGUCUGUUUCCCCGAGCAGACAGGCUGUGUCGUCCACCAGCCAUGCCCAGGAGGAGCUGUCUCUCUUCCAGCAGUAUCUUCAGGAGGGAAACCCCUUUGAGAUGCACAUCGAGAACAAAGAGGAGGAGACGGAGGAUGUGCUCGCAUCUAACGGGUAUGAAUCCGAUGAGCUGGAGAAGAGCGUGUACCAGGAUUACGACAGUGACAGUGAUGUCCCCGAAGAGCUCAAGCAGGACUAUGUGGAUGAACAGACGGGUGAUGCCCCCCUCAAGAGUGUAUCCCGAGAGACUAUGAGAAGCAAGAAAAAGUCAGACUACAACCUUAAUAAGACCAAUGCACCAAUCCUCACCAACACCACCCUGAACGUCAUCCGACUUGUUGGGAAGUACAUGCAGAUGAUGAAUAUUCUGAAGCCGAUCGCCUUUGAUGUCAUCCACUGUGUGUCCCAGCUCUUUGACUACUACCUGUAUGCUGUAUACACCUUCUUUGGACGCAAUGACAUGUAUGAGUCAUCGGGUCUGGGCCUUAUCAGCAGCAGACUGAGAACCACACUGAACCGGAUCCAGGAGAGCCUUAUUGACAUGGAGGCAGUGGGGGAAAAUGCAGGAGUGCAUGGCCCCUCAGAGGACAAGAAGGAGAAAGUUCCCAGCCCCCAUCUGAGCCAACUAGUGGUCCUUACUAACAGUGGGACUCUUUAUGGGCUGGCACAGAGAGUGGUGGCCACCGAGUCUCUUGUGUUUUUGGCCGAACAAUUUGAGUCCCUUCAAUCCCACCUGGACACAAUGAUGCCUGCAGCCAAGAAGCCCUUCCUGCAACAGUUUUAUUCCCAGACGGUGUCCACAGCCAGUGAACUGCGGAAACCAAUAUACUGGAUUGUGGCAGCCAAGGCCAUUGACUAUGAACAAAUGUUGCUGAUGAUGGCUGGAGUUAAAUGGGACAUUAGGGAGAUAAUGUCACAGCACAAUGUAUAUGUGGACGUCCUGUUAAAGGAAUUCGAGCAGUUUAACAAGCGUCUUGGUGAUGUUUCCAGACAUGUGCGCAUCCCACUGCCCGUGUCUAACGUCUUGUGGGAGCACUGCAUUCGCUUGGCCAACAGGACUCUUGUAGAGGGCUAUGCUAAUGUGAAGAAAUGCAGCAAUGAGGGCCGGGCCCUGAUGCAGCUGGACUUUCAACAGUUCCUGAUGAAGCUGGAGAAGCUGACCGACCUGCGGCCAAUCCCCGAUAAGGAGUUUGUUGAGACCUACAUCAAGGCCUACUACCUGACCGAGAACGACAUGGAGCAGUUCAUCAAGAAUCACAGGGAGUACUCCAUGAAGCAGCUAGCCAACUUGGUGAACGUUUGCCUGGGUUCACAUAUAAACAAGAAGGCCCGCCAGAAACUUCUGGCAGCCAUUGAUGACAUUGACAGACCCAAGAGAUAGGCUGAUGGACAGACCACCAAACAGUAUAAACCAGCCCACAGAGACGGACACUCCAACAGAGAAACUCCCAUAGCUACACUCGAGGUGGAGCUCAGCCUAGAAUGUCUUCACUUUCAGUUUAGAAAAUACAUACAGGAGUUGAGGUGCGUUCAACGAGCUGCACACAGUACAUACAGUACAGUAGUAGAGCUACUGUAUACAACCAUUUAAAGCUCAAAUGUUAGCUUAUUGCUAAUUUACCGUCAAUCUACAGUCCUUUUCUGGCCAAAACUCACUUGUUGAAUGCACCUCAUGACAUAAUGAUGGACAUCAUACUAAAGCUGUAUUUCACACUCAAGCAUGCUGCAGUUACUCUGUUCAUUGAUAUACCAUAAUGCAUGCCUUCAUAUUUCCAUGCUACAAACAUGCAGCUUACAAAGUUUUUCUGCAAACUGUCUGUAUGUACUAUAUCAUAAAGCACUUCGGUGACAAGAAACAGAAAUUCGGUUUGUUUUUCAGAUAAACUACUAGAAAUACAUCUAACAGUGUAGUGUUUAUUAUCUAAUGUAAAGCCUUGAUCUCAUGAUUGAAUGUGUUCUCCUGAUGGGGAUAGGGUAGAUCUGGGUUAUUGUUCACUUUAAUCAUUGAUUAUCCAUUAUCCCAGCUGAUGUAUUUGCUGUUUAUUGUUUCACUUCAGGGUAUUUGUUGUGCCUGACUGGAUUCUGUGCUUCUUUGUUUUGUUUUGUUAGUUUUUUUUUUCCACGAAUGACAUAAAUAUAUAAUAUAAUGAUGAUUCUGAAAAUAAUAUAAAUUGCUAUAGUUAGCUAUUUAGAUUGUAUCUGCACCAGCUGCACUUGUUUGUUUGCCAUCUGUCAUAUCUGAGGAUGAAAUUACUUUUCUAUCCUGGGGUGAGUUUCAGGCCUUCUUGUUGAACAGUGAAACAUUGGCUUAUUUUUUUGUUUGUCAGUUUUGCAGGUUAGUGCAGUCAGGCACUGAUUAUGUGAUUUCUCAUGAGUUAAUAGUUGAACUGUGUCGACUAUAAGAGCCCACCCACCCCCACCCCUAUACCCCAGUCAUCUCCAUUGAUUUAACUUGACUAAUUCUGUCAAGAAGGCAGAUUGGAUUAACGUCAAAAGGAGAAAAAAAUGAAGUUACAGUUUUAAAUACUGCUUCAUAUUUUGUGUGUAACUAUUCCAAGAAGAAUACUGUAAAUGUGAAUGUUUUGAACAAUGUCUAUAUUUAUUUCUUGCUUUGUGUCUUGUUUGGGUUUUUAUAUAAUUAUUACUGGAAGUGUGCUGUCAUUUAUCACCUCUCAGUAUCGUGUAACUUAUCAACCGAGGCAAAUGCAAAUAUUUAAACAUUGUCAAAAUGAUGUUAAGGGUCAAGUGCACUAUAGUGAAAAUCAGUAAUCAGUGUUGGAAUUGUAGGAUGAACCAAAAUGAU
Molecule: messenger RNA, 4434 nt
Organism: Scomber japonicus (chub mackerel)
Lineage: Eukaryota; Metazoa; Chordata; Actinopteri; Scombriformes; Scombridae
Gene: vps50
Product: VPS50 EARP/GARPII complex subunit
Exons: 28
Coding region: 109-3012 (967 amino acids)
Biological process (GO): endocytic recycling; retrograde transport, endosome to Golgi
Cellular component (GO): EARP complex
Molecular function (GO): SNARE binding
Source: RefSeq, a predicted model, not a curated record